AUGUCGCUUCCGCAACGACCAACCAACGCUCCAUCCUCGCGACGCGAAGAUAGUCAGCCCGGAUUUAGAGAAUCGUCUCGACGCCGCCGCCGCGAUAUCGAAUCCGGCACAUUCACCGAGGUUCCCCCAUCACCAUACACCCCUACAUCCCCUCGACGGUCUCAUGGCAGACAUGUCUCUCAUUCCUCCUCGCGAGGAGGACCGCCUACACGCGGGUCACCUACCACCGACUUGGGCAGGAAAAGAUCGCUUGUUCGUCCGGAGCGAAACCAGAUAGGUCCCGACCAUCCCAAUUACCAUUAUGCGCAGUAUGCCCAGAGCCAUAACAUGGCCACAUAUCCGUCGACAACCGGUCACGAUCCCGUUCUUGAUAACCCCGAAGAUGCCGAGACUACCGGAAGUACCGAGAGCUCUCUCAAGACAGGCUCCAAGGCGCACGCAUAUGCCCUCGAAGGAAAUCUGAACAAGCCUAUGGAACGAGUCGAGCCUGCUCCAAGCUCGCGCAACAAGAAGAAGAAGCUCUACCGAAAAGGGUCCAAAAAGCACAUCGAGUCGGAGGAGAAACGUCAACAAAAGGUUCGCGAACACGUUCCUGCCCCUAGCCCGUGGUACGCCUACUGUGUGCUCGUCACUUUCUGGGCUCCCGAUAUGGUAAUGGCGUGCAUGGGUAUGAGGAAAGCGGAACAACGUCGGGCAUGGCGUGAAAAGAUGGGCUUGAUCAGCCUGAUCCUGUUGGUAUGUACCUUUGUCGGUUUCUUGACUUUUGGAUUCACCCAGGUUGUCUGUGGUACAACAAAAACACGUAUAGCUGCUGGUCACGUCGAUUCCGGUUACAUGAUCUUUCACGGCGAGGCUUAUGACCUUUCAAAUUCAAAGCAUCCAGCUGCUUACGGAGUGCCUCAAGACUCCAAUGUCCUGUACGACUUGCCAGUGAAGUACUCCGGAAAGGACGGUAGCUUCUUGUUUCAGAAUGUCAAUGGUGCGUGUAAGGAUAUUAUCACUCUCGCCGAUGGUUCCGAUAUUCCCACCAACAGUAAAGGCGAGCUCGCCUGGUACUUCCCCUGUCAGACCUACAAUCAAGACGGAUCAGAUUACAAGACAAACGAAACUGCUACACCGUAUCUGGGAUAUAUGUGCCAUCUUUCGAGCGAAGCACGAAAUGACUUUUACUCGCUGAGCAGCUCCGGCGAUGUCUACUUUACGUGGGACGAUCUGGGAAACAAGUCUCGCAAUCUCAUCGUGUACUCGGGCGAUGUUCUCGAUCUUGACUUGCUCACUUACCUCAAUUCUAGCCAAGUGUCUUUUCCUUCAUUAUUCACGGAGAUGCAGAGCAACACUGAGAUCCGAGGUACCGACGUCACCUAUGCGUUCCAGACAUCUGAGGACAAGCGUGUCGCAAAAUGCUUGUCUCAGAUCAUUCGAGUUGGGUCGAUUGAUACCAAAACCAUCGGUUGCAUUGCAUCUCAGGUCGUGCUGUAUGUCUCGCUGGUCUUCAUUCUUUCCAUCGUCGCGGCGAGAUUUUCCAUGGCUCUGUUCUUCCACUGGUUCUUGUCCAAAAAGUACGCUGCCAAUCGUUCAUCAAUGACACUGGAUCGUCGAGCUCGUGCACAACAAAUUGAGGAUUGGACGGAGGAUAUUUAUCGCCCUGCUCCACGUCUCGCUGAUCCUCCAGUUCCUGAGAAGAUGGCGAGGAAGCGCGCAAGCUUCCUGCCAACCACGUCGCGCUUCUCCAGUCCAUAUGCAGUCGGAGGCGGCAGAGUCAAGGCUCAACCGACAACAAUGGCCAGUCAAAAUUCCUCGUCUCGUCUUGUUCCUACUGCGAAUGGCUCAAACUCGAUGUACAAAUUGAGUGGAAACAGUAGUAAUGGGUCAUUGAGCGUGGAUGCAAUCUCCCGACACAAUGCUGCCGCUGCAGAUAGCCGAACGAGUUUGAUGAUUUCGCAGUACGACCAAAGGCACUCGACUGUUGUUGGCUCAAGUGAAGGCCCCGCUGGUUUCAUCCAUGAAAAUGUUGUUCCGCAGCCACCGCCCGAAUGGCAGCCAUUUGGGUUCCCUCUGGCGCAUACUCUAUGUUUGGUCACUUGCUACUCCGAAGGUGAGGAAGGUAUUCGUUCCACUCUGGAUUCGAUUGCUUUGACGGAUUAUCCCAACAGCCACAAGACCAUCUUGGUUAUCUGUGACGGUAUCAUCAAGGGUAAAGGUGAAGAAAUGUCUACCCCUGAUUACGUGCUUGGUAUGAUGCGUGACCAUGUUAUUCCACCUGAUGAGGUUCAACCAUACUCGUAUGUAGCUGUCGCAUCCGGCUCCAAGAGACACAACAUGGCCAAGAUCUAUGCCGGAUUCUAUGACUACGGACAGACGUCCAUCAUUCCUCCCGAGAAACAGCAACGCGUCCCGAUGCUUGUCGUUGUCAAAUGCGGUACACCGGCCGAGGCAAAGGCUUCCAAACCUGGUAACCGUGGAAAACGUGAUAGUCAGAUUAUCCUUAUGUCCUUUUUGCAAAAGGUCAUGUUUGACGAGCGUAUGACUGAGCUUGAAUUUGAAAUGUUCAAUGGAUUCUGGAAUAUUACUGGCAUAUCACCUGACUACUAUGAAAUCAUCCUCAUGGUUGACGCCGAUACGAAAGUGUUCCCAGAUAGUCUUACUCACAUGGUAUCGGCGAUGGUCAAGGAUCCAGAUAUUAUGGGUCUAUGUGGUGAAACCAAGAUUGCCAACAAGACUCAGAGUUGGGUUACCAUGAUCCAGGUGUUUGAAUACUACAUUUCUCACCAUCAAUCCAAGGCUUUCGAGUCUGUCUUUGGUGGUGUCACUUGUUUGCCUGGUUGUUUCUCCAUGUACCGUAUCAAAGCGCCCAAGGGUGGCCAGAACUACUGGGUCCCUAUCUUGGCCAAUCCGGAUAUCGUUGAGCACUACUCUGAAAAUGUCGUGGACACUCUCCACAAGAAGAACUUGCUCCUGCUUGGUGAGGAUCGUUACCUGACAACUCUGAUGUUGAAAACCUUCCCCAAGCGUAAGCAGGUCUUUGUGCCUCAAGCGGUCUGCAAAACAACCGUCCCCGACAGCUUCAUGGUCCUCUUGUCCCAACGUCGUCGUUGGAUCAACAGUACCGUCCACAACCUCUUCGAGCUGUGCUUCGUGCGCGAUCUGUGCGGUACAUUCUGUUUCAGCAUGCAAUUCGUCGUCUUCAUCGACAUGAUCGGUUCUCUCGUUCUCCCCGCCGCUAUCUCAUUCACAUUCUACGUCGUCGUCAAAUCCAUCGUCUCCAAACCCGUCCAAGUCAUUCCACUGGUCCUCCUGGCUCUGAUCUUGGGUCUCCCUGGUGUUUUGAUCAUCGUCACUGCCAACAGAUGGGUCUACGUCCUCUGGAUGCUUAUUUACCUUCUCUCGCUACCUGUAUGGAACUUUGUUCUGCCGGUAUACGCAUUCUGGAAAUUCGACGACUUUAGUUGGGGAGAUACGCGAAAGACGGCUGGCGAUACCGGCAAGGGCGGCCAUGGUGAAGCCGAGGGUGAAUUUGAUAGUAGCAAGAUUACGAUGAAGCGCUGGCGCGAUUUUGAGAAAGAACGACGCCUAAACAUGAGCGCGGCCCACGGCCUACCACCACCAAACUCUAUGCCUGCAGCGGCAUACACCUACCCUGGUGGCUACGAUGCGUACUCGGACUACUAA
This is a messenger RNA of Talaromyces amestolkiae, 3669 nucleotides long. RefSeq lists its product as uncharacterized. Bases 1 to 3669 code for a protein of 1222 amino acids. The transcript is spliced from 2 exons. Gene Ontology annotation, molecular function: chitin synthase activity. The record is from RefSeq and is a predicted model, not a curated record. Gene Ontology annotation, cellular component: cell periphery; cell septum. NCBI's taxonomy places the organism in Eukaryota, Fungi, Ascomycota, Eurotiomycetes, Eurotiales, Trichocomaceae.